Messenger RNA from Fusarium fujikuroi IMI 58289, 447 nucleotides. RefSeq lists its product as uncharacterized. Lineage: Eukaryota; Fungi; Ascomycota; Sordariomycetes; Hypocreales; Nectriaceae. The record is from RefSeq and is a predicted model, not a curated record. The coding region runs from base 1 to 447 and encodes 148 amino acids. The transcript is spliced from 3 exons.
AUGUUUCCUCCAGCAAAGAACGGCAGAGACAGGCCAAUCGUUGCUGACUGGAUGGCGGGUGUCCAGUCCCUUCUUCCCGCAGUGGACUUUGAUCACCCCAAUGACAGUGCUGAACCUAAUCGUCACCCGGAUAUUAGUGCCAUUGAUUUUGCAACCGACGACUUCAAUUUCGCAACAGAUCUAACAGACGAUGUAUUCUCAAACCGACUGCCUCUAUUAUGCGACGAUACAUUUGACGAUUUCUUCUCCUUCGAUCACGAUGCCAAUGGCAGUGACAAUUCCUACCCCAUCUCCCCAUUGACAGAGAUGGCCCAAUCAGCCAACACGCGCGCCGACGACGAUCAACGCACCACCGGCCCCCGAUCCAAGCGAGCCAACACCACACACUACUGCAGGAACACACCAGCGAGACGCACAGGAUCUCAGGUGCUGGGACCACGGGUGUAA